AUGUCUCCUUUCCGUUUGGUGUAUGGCAAGGCUUGUCAUCUUCCUGUCGAAUUGGAGCAUAGAGCUUAUUGGGCUAUCAAGAGGUUGAACUUUGAUUACCAAGCUGCAGGAGAGAAGAGAAAGCUUCAGUUGAAUGAGCUUGAAGAAUGGCGAAACGAGGCUUACGAAAAUGCCAAAAUCUACAAGGAAAGUACCAAAAAGUUUCAUGACAAAGCCAUUAUUCGAAAGAAGUUUGUACCUGGUCAGAAAGUCUUGCUCUACAACUCCAGACUGCGUCUUUUUCUAGGAAAACUGCGUUCUAAGUGGAUUGGUCCCUUUGAAGUGACUCAAGUUAUGCCUCAUGGUGCCAUUGAAAUAAAGAAUUUGCAAAAUGAAGAGUUGUUCAAGGUUAAUGGGCACCGUCUCAAGCACUACUUGGAUACGACUUUAUCAGAAAUCAAAGAAGUUGCGUACUUUGAGGACCCAUCAUCUGUCACUCCUUAG
Molecule: messenger RNA, 483 nt
Organism: Pyrus x bretschneideri (Chinese white pear)
Lineage: Eukaryota; Viridiplantae; Streptophyta; Magnoliopsida; Rosales; Rosaceae
Exons: 1
Coding region: 1-483 (160 amino acids)
Source: RefSeq, a predicted model, not a curated record